AUGUCCUCCCAGAACUGGCUCCCCAACAUCCCCCCCAGCUCCCUCUGCACCACCUACCCCUACAUCCGCGCGACCCUCAUACACCGGCUUUACAAAAAGACCGACCCUAACCAAACGCCCUACCUCCACUUCACCAACGUCCCACCAACCCUCAUCACCCCAUACCUAGAACAAGACCAAUUCCUCCUGACCAAAGCCCGCAUCACCUACGACUACCGCUCCCGCACGCUAAUCAUGAAGGGCCAUCCUCAUCGACAAGAACUAGCCAAGGGGCUCUUCGAUAACGACUUCCUGAUGUUCAGAUAUACUUUGGAUAAAUUUGCCCUCCGGCCACUCGGUGCUACGACCGUGGCCGAAGGAGACGUCGUGAAGGAGCCGGAUCUGAGUUGGCAGCCGCGUGACUUACCCCCUGGACGGGCGAGGACCUGGCCAAGUUUGGUGUUUCAUGUGGGCUGGCCGGAGGGAUUGGAGUAUUUGAGGGGGGAGGCGAAGUUGUGGCUUGAGUGGAGUAAGGGGGAUGUGAGGGCGGUGGUGUUGAUGGAUGUUGGGAGGGAGGAAUUGGGGAUUGAGAAGUGGGUGAUGGGUGAUGAGGGUGGGAAGUUGGAUCAUCGGGUGGAGGUGAGGAUGUCGAAGGAGGGGGUGGUAGAGGUGCUGGGUGGGCCUUUUGUGGUCACUUUUCGGGAGGCGUUUUUGAGGGAUCCGGACCCGGAGAAGCCGGAGGAGAGGGAUUGGGUGUGGGGUGGGGAGGAGAUCAAGGAGUGUUUGGGAUGUUUGGUGGAUGGUCGGGGCUGA
Messenger RNA from Aspergillus luchuensis, 792 nucleotides. RefSeq lists its product as uncharacterized. NCBI's taxonomy places the organism in Eukaryota, Fungi, Ascomycota, Eurotiomycetes, Eurotiales, Aspergillaceae. The transcript has a single exon. The record is from RefSeq and is a predicted model, not a curated record. The coding region runs from base 1 to 792 and encodes 263 amino acids.